GACAAAUGUCAGCUUCCAUCAUGUGUCUUUUAUAGUAUUUUGUGAUUAUUAAUUAUUUGUUACACUGAAAUUCAAAAAUUGUGUGCAAAAAAAAAUUGCUCUGAAUCCAUGACAACAUUACUGCUUCUUGAAAAAGUUAAUGUCAUAUGUUCAUAUAAGAAAUCUAAAGCUUCGAUCAUUUGAUUAAACUGAUAUGUAUCAAGGCUCUGAUUGGGGUACAGCUUGUCAGUCAAAUUUUUCAACACUGGUCAGGCUCAGGCAGUGUAUAGUAUGUGUGGUGCAUUAUUUAAGCAACUUAAAAAUGACCUUAACAUGACACACAGUCAUUCAGUAUUAAAACCAUGAGGAAGCACAUGGGGAACGGUGAAAGCGCAUGUACUGAUUCAUCAGUUUCUCAAGACAACAAGAUUUAAAAAAAAAACAAAGGGGGUUAGGCUUUAAAAUAUACACAUUUACAAAACUUCCCUUUUUGGAAGGUUUCGCAUUACUUCACAGCCAUGGAGAUGAUAUAAAGAAACAACAAGAAAACAAAAAAGGUUUUAUUUCAUUUUUCAGUAAUGAAUGUGCAAAUUUAUAAUUAGAUUUUCAAUGUACAUAUUGUGAUUUUAUAAAAUUGUAUGAAAGCCUAUCAGUCUUAGGAAAGAAGACAUGUUCCUCUGCAAUGAGUGAGGAAACUUCCUUAAACUGUUACACAAACAGGAAAGAAAUAGAAAAUAGAAAGGGAGGAGAGGAGGAGUUAGUUCAUAGCAGAAACUUUCAGUAGGGAUCACUGUGGACAGAACGAGGCUGAAAGAGUGUAAAGUUUGUCCUGUGGAGGGAGAGACUGUCUGAAGUAUCAAUCAAGAUGUUUGUUCUCAUCUGGGCAACUCUGCUUUUAUCUGAUUCAGGUGUAUCAGUGUGGGGAAGACAAAACUGUGACGGUUCAUACUGUAUCACUCUGACUGAUGGAGAAAUAACAGCUGAGGCUGGACUCUGUGUUGUGAUACCGUGCUCUUUCACUACUUCUUAUUGGUUCACACCCCAAAAUUUAGUUUGGUACAAAUGUGAACCACCUGAAAGAAGAUGUGGUGAUUCAGACAUAAUAUUCCACACUAACAAGUCCAACAGAAAAGUUCAGCCUGAGUUUAGUGGACGAGUGUCACUGUUGGAGCCUGAUGUGAGUUUUAAAAACUGCAGCAUCAUCAUCAAUGACCUCAGGGAGGCAGACUCUGGAUCAUAUCAACUCAGAGUCAAUGGUGUCCUGAAUGGAAGGCCAGAUAGAUUUUUAUUCUAUACAAGAGCAACUCUCUCCAUUAAAGGAAUGAGUCAGAAGCCCACAGUGAUGAUUCCACCUCUGACAGCGGGACAGCAGUCCACCCUGACCUGCACUGCUCCUGGUCUCUGCUCUGGAUCUGAUCCUAAAAUCACCUGGAUGUGGAGCAGAGCAGGAGAGAAGGACUCUCACAUUACAGAAAAUAUCACUGACUUCAAGACUGAGAAUGUGACUGCUGUCACACAGAGACACAGCUCAACUUUGACCUUUAACUCCUCAGCUGAACACCACAGCACCAAUGUCACCUGUCAGGUCAGCUUCAGAGGAGACGUGACUACAGAAGAGACAGUGACUCUGAGUGUGACCUAUGUGAAGGAAGUUAAAAUCACUGGGAAUACAAGUGUGAAGGAGGGUGAGACUCUGAAUCUGACCUGCAGUGUUGAAAGUUUCCCUCCAUCAUUUAUCAAGUGGAUGAAAUUUUCUGAGCAAAACAUUCAAAAUGGAACAGAAACCAAUGUGUGGAACGACACUGAAACCUACCUGCAGGAAGAAAGUGGAAUGGCCACUCUUUCUAUCUCUAAUGCGACAGCAGAAGACUCUGGACAGUACAUCUGCACAGCAAAACAUCUGAACAACACCUUGGAGGAAAGUGUUGAUGUAACAGUGAUGUAUAUGAGAGAAGCUGUGAUCACUGGGAACACAACUGUUCAGAAAGGAGAUGUUCUGAAUCUGACCUGCAGUGUUGAAAGUUUCCCUCCAUCUCUUAUUACAUGGAUUAAACUUGGCUUCAACACAAAACUGCACAAUGGAACUGAACUGAAAAAUGACACUGGAUCAGCUACACUUAUCAUCUCUGAUGUGACAGCAGAACAUUCUGGACAGUACAUCUGUACAGCAAAACACCUGGACACAACUGUGAGAGUAAGAGCUGAUGUAACUGUGACUUGGUUUUUAAAGAUCUCAAACAACUCUGGAUGUGAGCUUCGGUCGGAGGUCCUGACCUGUGUGUGUAUCAGUGAGGGGUUUCCUUUACCCACCAUCAAAUGGCCGCUGUUGAAGACUCAGGCUGAGUACUCAGUCAUUACCACUGUGUCAAACUACACAGUCAACAGCACUGUCAUCCUAACUGCAAAUGACCACCGUAACAGUUCUGUUGAGUGUGUCAGCAGCAAUGAGAAUGGGGAAGCAAAAGAAAACCUCACCACCCGAACAAACUUGUCUGAACAAGAUGAUCAAUACAAAAAAGUAUUAAAAAUUGCUACCCGGCUGGAAACCAUCAUUGCCUUUUUCAUUGGUGUACUUCUUUCAACAAUCAUUUGCUGUUUGGCAAAAAAAUUCUACAGAAAAAAACAGAAGAGUUCUGGAAAUCUGGAUGAGACUCUGGAGAUGGUGACCAAUCAAGAGGAUCCAUUGGUAUAUGAUGGUCAAAUGGUAGAAGACGAUCAGACCCAGGACCCAGAGGCACCUGAAGAUGGAACUGUGGCAGCAGAGAAAACAGCCCCUGAACUUGACAGUGAGCUAAAAGAUGUGGAGUACGCCAGCAUCGAUUUCUCACUGUUGAAAAGAAAGAGUCCCCGGGUGGCAACAGAAAAGCAAGAAACCACAGAGACGGAAUAUGCUGAAAUUAAAAAAGAAGUGAAAGAGGAAAGAGAAGAUGAUGGUGGACAGAAAGGUGAAGUGUUGGAGAGCAAAGAGGAGGCCAUUAUAGAAGAGGAUGAGGAGACACAAUGUUGUGUCUCAGAAGAGGAGGAAGGGGAAGACAUGGCAGUGUACUCAAAUGUCAGGGAUAUAAUGGGUGAGAUGUAAGGAUUGUGUCAUAUUUUGGAGCUGCUGGAGGACAAAGUUACUAAAAGUUGGACUGGAAGUUGAGCAGAAUUUCCUUAUUCAAGUGUUACUGUGCUUUAGUAUGUUGUGACCUUUUAGAUGGGCCAAUUGGUGUGUUAAUGUCAGUCAAUCCACCACCUUGGUUCAAACAAAAAUAUCUCAACUAUUGAACAUAUUGCCUUGAAACUUUGUUUCCUUCUAGGGAACUGGAAUAAUGUUGUGAAUUGUAAUAAGUUUGGUAUUUUGUAUUGGUACUCAACCUCUACUGUAAUUUGUGUUUAUUCCUCAUUAACAUGUUAGCAGGCUAACAUGCUAACCAAAAAUGGUGAAUAUAGCAAACAUUAUCCAUAUAAACAUCAGUAUGUUAGCACUUUCAUUGUUAGCAUGCUGACAUUAGCCUUUGGCUAAUGAGCCAUGAGCAUGACUGUAGACUCCUUAAUCUUGUUCAAAUUUUAUUUGGAGAUUGUGCUUUGGAGCUCUGAUUGGCAGCAGAGGGAUAACAUGAAGAACAAAUUUUAUACUAAACAGACAGUAAAGUGACAUUUUAGUUGCAGUAAGUUUUGAAAUAUACUGCAAGUGAAAUGCCACUUAUGUGUGAUAUAUAUAUAUCUUAAUCUUGUCUGUUUUUUUUUUCAUUUGUUUGUUUUUGAGCCGAUCAACAGUUUGGACCACUUUGCUUCUAUAGCUCUGUAAAUGCUUUUCCUCUUCAACAACUUAGAGAUUACGUCCCCUUUUGAAAAAUGUGUUGCAUGAACGAGCCUGAUUCAUAGAGUGAACGGUUUUUGUUUUGUUUAUUUUGAACAGAAAACACAUAGUAACAGGACAGCUACAGUUUGUAGUUAAAAUAGUUAUACUGUGGCCUUGAAUGUGUGAAAAGGAAGUUAUUGAAGAAUAGAGUGAUGCCAAAUUAGGCAAUGAAUAAUAACUUUUUUUUUCUUUUCUGAGAAACACAGCUGUGAACAAGACUUUGCACAAUAAACCAUAAAAAAAUAACAACAUAUAACAAAUGUAGAGGUUCUUUUUAUCUCAUCACUAAUCAGUGAGAGGAGUUGUCUGUUAGCAUACAUGAAUGAACUCAAAUGCUCAAGCUAAUGGCUAUAUUUGACAAUCAUUAUCACGAUGUAACUGGCUUCUUAAGAUGACAACGUUUUUUAAACAUAUGUAUGGUAUUUCCUUUUUUUCCCCCAAAAGUGUUUCACCCUUUUAGAGUUUCGAAGGUCUUGACAGACAUGACAAAUGUUGUUUAAUUUCAUUGUUGAAUGUUAAACAUUCCCAGUUUGAUAUCUUAUAUAUAAUGUGAUAUUUAAAGGUUUUAGCUUUUAAGUGUUGUAGUCUAAAUGAGAGAGGAAGUACUGGCCUGCAGUGUGAAUAGAUACUUCCUGGAAACUUCUUGUAGUGCAAAGAAGGAACAAGUAAGUAAUAACAUUUUUAUUUCAAAGCUGUUUUUGAGCUGUUGAGUACAGUUUACACAUUUUCAUAUUAGCAGCAGCAGCAGCAGCAUGUGCUAAAAUCCUUUAUAUUAAUUUUUACCCCCAUGACCCUCAUUGCCCC
Molecule: messenger RNA, 4627 nt
Organism: Toxotes jaculatrix (banded archerfish)
Lineage: Eukaryota; Metazoa; Chordata; Actinopteri; Toxotidae
Product: hemicentin-1-like
Exons: 10
Coding region: 845-3058 (737 amino acids)
Source: RefSeq, a predicted model, not a curated record